GCAUACCGCAUGGCGCAGUGUACACAGUAACAUGUCAUUGUGUUCCACUAGUAUGCCACGCUCGCACGCAGUACUGGAACAAUCCAAAACUGUCUUAGUAGCUGCAUGGGUCUUGUGCACUACAGUAAUCGCUGUCGGGCAUUGUUCCCUACCUAGAAGAUACGAGUACUGCUCAUACCCAGAAGUGAAUGCUCAGUCAGUACAUCUCACCUGUCCAACAAACUACGUGGAGGUGGGUGAUUCAGUUUCAUACUACCAACAAAACCAAUGGGAACAAUCACCAAGACUGCUUCGAACUGUCCUUAUCACCGUUAACUCGAAAGCAGAAUUGACCCAGCUAAAACUGCAACCGUGGUCAGAAAACUCAACCACAUAUUGUGAAGUGCAACGGAACAUAAGUGGAAUUCCACAGGUUGUGUCAAGGACGGACUUUUGCUUAGGAAACACAGCAGGUUUCAGGAAUUUCAUCUAUGAACCGAGUCAGAUCAGUCAAGUUUAUGGGGAUUUCGGUCAGCCACUUGAACUCAGUUGUCCGUUGAGCAGUGUAUCACACAGUUCAUUCGUUUGGUACAGACUACCCGGGUAUCGGAUUGUUGGUGCGAACGGACCAACACUUCGGAUUGAUAGACUCGAGGAGGAUGACCUCGGAGCAUACUACUGUGCUCCUGCUGGGCAGAACACUGAAAAUGUGCUAUCGAAACCGGUGAAGCUGCUUCAUGUCAAGGCUGAAGGUCACACUAUAGUCUUCAAACGUCCGUUGGUAUCCACCACUUUCUCCGGAUUCAGGCGCUAUUAUUGCGCUGAUGUGCCAAAUGAACUUAGGCCGGUCACAUGGGAACAGCCUCUCGGAACCGUACUCCUCAACUUCUUUCAGUCCGCAAUCGUGAUCAAACGGAUGUCGGAACCAAAGGAAAAUGUGGACAUGUGGUGCCAUUACAAUUUAUUCGAACGAGAGAAACGUCUGUCCGACUCGACCAAAACCAGAGUACGGCGCCCGAGACAAAACGCCGUUCAACUCCCGCUUAUCAAGCUAUUUCCUCGGGCUUCGAAAGAAACGCUGGACGUGAAGUUGGGGUGUAAAUGGCUUGGCCCGAUACCUGAAGGGCAAACAGUUAUGUACCGGUGGCGCAACAACAUAGACUAUACUGAACAAACGGGAGAGGAAAUCACGACCACACUAGAGGAAUAUUCCUCAACUGAACUCAGCGCGAAACGGACUUUGAUCUGUCAAGUUGAAAGUGAAGAGACAGGCGAAAUAUUUGGGUCAGCUGAAAUCAGUCUUGCUCCCACAUCUGUAAGAACUAUUGGAACUGUGGAUAUGCAGCGGGGUAGUCAGAGAAUAUUCAGUUUUGAAGCUGGGGACGCGGCCCAAAUCGUUUGCGAUCUUGAUAAGGAGUACUCGGAAAACACACAGGAGAUGAUGUGGACACUUAAUGACGGACCUCUCCCAGAACACGUUGAACGUACUGACCGGCUGCACACGAGUCUAAUUGUGAUCCGAAAUCUUACUGCCGAAGAUGAGGGCGUGUACAGUUGUGGACAAAAGCAAAAGAUUGCGCAAGUUCUUUUCCUGCAAAAACCAGUGGAGUUGGACCUGGAACUGCAACCAGACUCGGACACACGAUGGGCAAACUCCGAUGAGGAUACGGAAUUUCGCUGCCGUUUAAAGGGUCGGGAAGAUGGAAACAACUUUAUAAGUUGGUAUUUCCUCCCUAGUGCAGACUCUAUUGAACAUCAUCUCCCCCAAGGUGUGUCUAUUGGACGGCCUGCCACCACACCAUCAACAUCCUUUUUGACCAUCAAAAAUGUGCAAAAAUACCACGAGGGUGAAUACCUGUGUCGAUCCUUCGGAAUGGAAAGAAAGGCUCGAUUGACCGUUAAGCUUCGAGCUCUGUCGGUCAAUCCAGAACAAGUGGACGCUAGACCCGGCACCAGCGCACGAUUUCUGUGUGAACUAUCCGUAGUUCAGGGAUUAGAUGGCGGCAAGCUCUUUUGGAUGCGGACAGACAGACGAGACUUGAGACCGGGGAAAGAGGAAGUUAUUGGCUCAACCGGAGGUCGCACGCUGUUGAUUGUGAAAUCUUUAAGCUGGGAGGACAACAAUACAACGUACGAAUGCAGUGAUGGAGUGAACAGUGUAACGGCUCGUAUAUUCGUACGCGAUGACUGUCCACCAGGUUAUCGUGCGUGCAACUCACGUGGUUGUGUGGAGUCUUGGAAAUUUUGUGAUGGCAAGCAAGAUUGUGAAGAUGGUUCGGAUGAGCUACUCAGUAAAUGCGACGAAUGUUCACCCAAUGAAUAUGUUUGCAGAAUGCUGGAUGGGAAAAAGCCACUGCGGAAAUGUUACUUGCAAUACUGGCACUGCGAUGGUGACGAUGAUUGUGGGAACAACUUUGACGAAGCCAGUUGUCCAUUACCUUCGGAAUACGACAAGUGCAACGGGACUCAUUUUACUUGUUCAGGACACAGUAAACUAAUAUCACGAUCGUUUGUUUGUGACGGAGUUGCUGACUGCGAGGCCGAUGGUGCGGAUGAACAGGAGUGCAGCGAUCCUGUGAUUAUUGAGCCAUCGGGUGAAACACAUCUCUUUGGGAUACAGUCAAAGAAUCUGACUUUGACGUGUGCCGUCUAUGGCCGUCCCCCUCCUGCUAUAAACUGGCGCUUCAACUGGGGUGGUCUUCGCGAUGAUGUUACUUACGUGCUGAAUACGACUGUGGUUGACUGCAACAAGGUUAUCAGCCAACUCACACUGACCAACCUGGAACCACAAGCUAGUGGGUUGUACACCUGUGAGGCAGUUAACAAGAGGAGAAGUAUGGCACCGGAUAUCGCAGUUAACGUGGCAAAGGGUGGGAUGUGCACCGUCCCGUUCUUCAAUGACGGUGCCACUUUCGCAGAUGAAUGCCUCAAAUGUUAUUGUUCAGGUGUGACAGACAAGUGUCAGAGUGCAAAGGGUUACGUCAAAUCACCCGUGAAUAAGAUGUGGAAGCUAACUGGAACAACAAGCGUGAUUGGUCUUUACAGCGACGACACUGGUGAAGUAACCACCGAUGGUUUACAAAUAACAGAUAAUUUGGUUCGGUACACAAACUACCCAGAAGAUGAAGCCUAUUUGGAAGGUGAAUUUGGACUUCAGGGUCCCUGGGUUACAUCGUACGGCUACAAUAUGAAAGUGAAAAUCAGGCAGUUUGGACCGUUCACAAACUUCUUCCCCGGUGCCUUGAUUGCGCUCCAUGGUAAAGAAAAAACGAUCUACUGGUGCCCGCACCCUAAUCAGAUUCUGCUGAAUACAGCUGAAGAUGGAUAUGAGAACGAAUUAUCCAUAAAACUGAAUGAACGUGACCGGUGGUUUGAAGACCGAAAAUGUUCAAGGCGCUUGACUAGCCUAGAUGGCCGUAGUGCGUUCAUGAAUAUUCUGCGUGAUGUGCAAAAGAUCGGCGUACGCGUGAGAAAUUUCGAGGAUCAAACCAGUACUGAGGUGCAAGAUGUUCAGUUGGAAUAUGUCACUCCGUCGGGCCUCACUGACUCCUGGGUCACUGAGGUUGAGCAGUGUGACUGUCCAGUUGGUUAUGAAGGCCUAUCGUGUGAGAUCUGCGCACUCGGAUAUCAACCAGACCCAGACGAACCCGGAAAGUGUGAACCGCAAUGUGCUUGCGAUAAAUGUGAUGCACAAGGCAACUGUAUCAAUUGCCCUGGUAAUCGAGCAGGUCCUCGGUGCCAACACUGCCAAACAGGAUUCUACAGGCCAGAGCGGAGCACAAUGGAUGAAGACUGCGUUCCUUGUGAAAAGUGUGCAGCUGCCCCUGCUCACGUUGUGAAAGAAUGCGCUGGGAGUACACUUCCAGAGCAACACUAUCUCUGCAAAUGCGAAGUUCGCGAAGAUGGCAAACUGGUUGACCCGGAUUGUGACCAAUGCGCUUUGGCUGAAGAACAGGGAAUCCCACCUCCUCCAGAGGCAAAGUGUGAAGAACAACCGGAGCGACUGGAAUGCAAUACAGAAGGGACUCAGUCUGUUUUAGACAAUGGGGAUUGUGUGUGUAAGGAAAAUUAUGAUGGUCCACGGUGCGACCAAUGUAAACCAGGAUUCAUCAAGUACAAAAAUACUUGCCUUGAAUGCUAUUGUGCUGGUCAGAGUCCAUCGUGCCGGUUGUCAAAUGAACAUGUCUUCUGGAACAUAACAAUGGACGAGGUGAUGGGGCAACCCAGACUGGAGCGUACGCCAACCGAACUGAUCGUGCGGAACCCUGUUCUAGAAAGAGGCAUAAUUCAUUUGGCUGUACAGAUCAAACCACCACCAGCGGAUUCCCCCACUAUCAACGAUAUUCCAAUAUAUCGCUAUUUGUAUGGUGGACAAAUGUUUUUCCGAUUGGAUGCAGUCAACUUCGACUUAAGUAAAUUGAAAGCGGAGGAAGCCAGAGUGGUGGUCGAGCUUGAGUCUGAGCGAUAUGGACGCGUUUGGACUCAGGCUGUAUAUAACAAAGCCCUUCAGACGUACGAGGUUCAAUUUGACGAAAACUGGUGGCCUGGAGGCUGGAAAUUGGGCACUCCUAUUGAAGGACAUGGUCAGUUUCAAGGGCUAACCAGAGCGCAGUUGCUUCGUGUGCUGGCAACCACAUCAUCUAUCUCUAUAGUUACAAGCAGCGGUCUAAGUAAGGGUCUCGCUGGAAUGAAAAUAUCUGGCCUAUCUAUUCAACUCGCUCAGUCAGUGAACCGACGUCCAGCGCCGGGCGGCGUUGAUCCCAAUACUCUCCCGCAAGCGCCCGUAGAGGUUUGCGACUGUCCAAUGCCUUCUUCGCCAGAUGAACGUCAAUUGUCUCCAAGUUGCGAGGGCUGCAAAGAUACAAGUUUGCAUACGGUGAUUAGGAUGAACCCGUACGGGCCAGAUUUCGUUUGCAGUACUAUGCUUGGAUCUAAAUUUGACGCGUGUCCGUCAGGUCAAUUCAAGUAUAACGUUUACACAGGCGAAAGAUUCGAUUCAUGUCAGCUUGGUCUGACGAUCGAUACCAAACAAAGAGUGAUUGUUGUGAAAGAAGGCGAUCCUGUUCGUCUGGUCUGCGAGUCCACGUCUUAUCGUGGCGGAAUCGGGGUGCAUGAAUGGAUACCGCCGGUUUCAUCUACUCGGACAGCAAAUGAUUCACGUAGGCGUAUCAUCCAUACCCCUUCUCUAGCAACAAGAGCAAUGGCAUCCGAUGCGGAAUUACAUCGUUCCAAAGCAACAUUCGAAAUAGAAAGUGCAAACAAGCAGGACGAAGGAGAGUAUAUGUGUAGAGCCACCGUGAUCGGUACAAUGGCGGAACUGCCAACCUAUCUCAUUGUUCGUGAACCAGGUGAGCCGAUGCCACCGGCCAUUGCGGACGCGGAAGAUCCGCUGGAUAGUAAAUUUUGGAUUUCAGUUCCUCCGGGGGCGAAGGUCCCAAGUGCCGUCAGUUAUACGCUAGAAAGUGACCCCACGGAUGACAGUGUUACACGUGCCAUAAUAAAAAUGAGAGAUCCAGCUGAUCUGGAAAAUCAUCAGCUUGUUUGGCUUAGUCCGAAUGGCAGUCAGAUUGUAACAAAACUAGAGAGAAUGGAUCUCUUCACAGGUGAUGCUCAAUUUCUACUGCAUGUUCCACAUGCGCAACUCGAAGCUCAACCCGAAGAUGUUCAAGGAUACCUUGUCGGGAAGAAUCCAGCCAGCAACCCAUUUUGGACACCAAUUGGAAGACCGAAUGUGAUCGAAUCCGCUAAAGACCGAGUGAAAAGCAAAGAUAUUACAAUACCACCAUCGACUGUAGAAAUUCCAUUUAUGCAGCCCGAAACACUUCGUGUUCUCAAGAAGCCCGGAAAAUCCAGAAUCAGAGUUGACUGGAAGCGACUGAGUGAUCUUCCCGACAAGGUGGAACCAUCCGAUGUGAUCCCUCCACAGUUUCCUGAAGGAAUGAUUCAGGAGGGCAAUGACUUGGUGAUUUGGGCCGCUGCAGAACAACAUGAAGGCGUUUAUGAAGGAGUGGUAUAUAGAGAUGAUGAUGGUGAGGAACUGAAGCGGUUCAAUGUCACCAUCCGUGUGCAACCACUAAAUCCGGGCAAGACAACUCACUUAGAUCCGGGAACGGCUGUUGAUUUACCACAGCCGACCGACGAAGGUGUGACUACAACGGAUGCUCCAGUUUGGGACUUUGUUGUUCAAGGUUUCACUCCAGAAGCAGAAUACUGUGAAGAACCAAAGUGGAUGUUGAUUGAUUAUCAGAGGAAAACUGUGACCGACGUCACGCACAAAGUUCAGAGGUUGUCACCAAGCAGUUUCCGCGUCGAAUAUCCACUAACGAGUGGGAUAUACCUCAGAUUCCAGUGUAAUCCUGUUCCUUGGAGCAAACUGUUUGGAGAAAUAAAGUACAAUAUCACUUCUGACGAUCCGCGGAUUGUUUUCGAGACCUAUUAUGAAAAUCCUAACUCAACAUUCCCCACACGGCUUGUCUGUUAUGAUCUGAAUCCAAGUCGGCCCUCUGACGUGGAAAUCGCAUCGGAUGCCAUGGGUCCGGAUAAGUUGAAAGAAGCGUUGGUCACCUCCCCGUUGGGACGAGAUCAAGAUCCGCAUGGCUUGUCAAAAGUGAAGGUGGAGCUGGACUGGCAGCGUAUAGGCCAUUUCGAUCCGUUCAGCGAUUCUGGUAAAUAUACCUGCUUUGUGAAUAAUACGGAAGCGAGCGGAACGAGGACUGUUCAAAUCCCGGAUGAAAAAGUUCCCGUGAAAGUCCCAGAAGAUCCGUUUUCAAGGAUCUACAUAUAUUCGCCGGACACCCUUGUGAGUCAGGAAGUGGAUGGACGCUCCUCUGUCGAAGUUACGGAAGGUGACCGAUUGCGACUCUACUGUCAUUACGAUGCAAGACCUGCGUCUGAUUUCCUUGGUUGGAGCAGUGACUCCUCUGAAGUGAACGCCAACAUGCGUUUCACACACAAGCCAUACUCGUCACUUGUUGAAAUAGGCGAAGCCAAUCUGGAUCUUGACGGGAAGACCGUGUCCUGCAAGACUGUCGAUAAAGAAAAGGUGGUGGAACUCAAAGUAAUCUCCAAAACCGAAAGAGCGUACAAAGUGAAGGUUACAAGUGAAUAUAUGGUCGGCGAUCGCAUUGUCGGGACUAUUGGAAGUGAUCUGGAGUUGCAGUGCGAAGUUAAACAGGUACGUGGAUCACCUGUUGCCAUUCAGCGGAUUGACUGGUUUGUACAAUACCCCAAUGGCAGACGCCAUGCUGUUUCCAAGUCCAAACUUGCGCAAAACGUUCAACUAGAGGACAAUGGAUCAAUACUUCGGUUUAAUGGAUUAACCAAACGGCCCACGGGAGCACAAAUCUUCUGUGUUGCACGCCCGGUCGAUGCAACCAGCGCACUUCAAGCAUAUCACCCUUCGCCUUCGGUUGAGCUGUGGAUACGCAGUCCGAAUCUAUUGGCAGAGAUACAGCCACUAGCCAGACCUGGAGUUGUAGUCGGACCUGAAGCUGGGACAAUCAGACUUUAUUGUACAGCUACAGAUUUGUGGCACAACCGGCCAGUGGAAAAUGUACAAAUAUCCUGGGAGACCGAAGUUCGACCUGAGAACAUUCAUGACGGUGGAGAAUUGAAAACGAGACCAUCACUACAUGAUAUGCCUUGGUUACUUAAACAGGAAAUCCACAAUUCACUGGUAGUUGGUGGUCUCAGGCGACCCCCAGAAUGGAUUGGGAGAUUUAGGUGCACAGUUACAGAUCCUCUGUCCAAUGUCAGUGCCUCUUCGGACUGGGCUGUUCUCGAGGUACUAGCGGCAUCCCGGGCCCCCAAGCUCCGCAUCAUAGCUGAGAGCAGACCAUCGUUCCCGUUCUACCCAACUCGAGCUGAAUGUGUUGAUGAAAACAAGGAAUAUCCUUCAGAGGUAUCUUGGAUCCGAAACGAAGAUGCAACGGCACCGGAAAAUGUUGAGCAGAAGCCAAGUUCUGCCACCAUAAUAUGGAAAGUCAAUGGAAUCGAGGAAUUUGACCCACGCAAGCAUGGAGGUAUCUAUACGUGUAAGGCCGUCAAUCCGUAUUCGUCAGCGUAUAAGCAGAUCCAAUUCCCGCUUGAUGUGAUGCCUAAAGAGCCGAUUCCAGCCGCUGAUCACAAACUUCUGAUCACGUCAUCAACUCAUGAGAUACUCCGCGAUACAGAUGAAGUACCGUAUACCAGAGUGAUCCAAGGACAGCCUUUUGAGCUUUUGUGCGUCUUUUACGGACAUCCUCCACCGGCGGGAGGCUUACAGUGGACUGUCAAGCGAGCCGGAACUGCUAAUGACGGAAUGAGUCGACUGCUGAUGCAACAAGGUCUUCAGGUCAAAUCCGGUAGACUGUAUUGGGCCCAACUGAACGCGGCAUCAUUUGACGCCAAAGGCAAACACACUGGUCUAUACCAGUGUGCAGCACUCGAUUCAACUGGGAAUGUCGUUCAACAAACACAAGUCCGGGUUGAAAUGUACAAGGUAAACGUGAAAGUGAAAGAGCUGACGGAUUCGGGAUUAAUCGAGGGAGAAGAAGGAUCAGAUGGAGUUAUUACCUGUAAUGCUUAUGACGGUUAUUUGAACUUCAUCCUGCCAGACGCCACCUACAUAUGGGAGGUGGAGAAGUACACCGGCGAAAGAGUUCAUCCAAACAUGUUGGCCAAUACGGUGGUGAUUAUUGAGAACCGCAUCGAAUACACUGGACUGAGUAGAGAGGCGAGCAAUUUCCGUGCAAAAUGUGUUGCCUUGAAUCAGACGGCACGUUACUACUCAACACCGUUUGGUUUCAGAGUACACAGAAUAUCUGGCGAACCAGCCAAAAGACCAACAGAUAUUGAGCCUGGAAAUACGAGAUGGAUAGAAGAAGACGGCAAACAACCGAUCAAAAUGCUUAUCACCGGCUUACAUACUGAAACCGGACACGCGAGUUUAUCUGAAGGAGAUAACGCCAAUUUGACGUGUGUAGUCGUGGAUGCCUUUACAAAUAAAACAUUCGAUGCAGACGAGUUUUAUCUUGGGUGGAGAAUCCUUGGCACUCGUGGUGAGCCAGUCACUCCGGGACAAUUGGCUAGUGGUACAGUGGAAACAAGGCUCUCAAGUAGCGGAGAUGCCACUUAUCUCCUCCUUGAGGGAGCACGCAGAUCACCCAAUCUACCAGAACCAUCGGCUCUCAUCGAAUGCCUGGCCACAAGAAGGUCGGAAGCUGUCACUUACUACUCAAAACCUAUUGAAUACGUCGUCCACGACAAAGAAACUCCCGACUUUAAGGGAGAACAAGAGAAAAGGGACGAACGAAAUAGAGUCAUUGUCAAGGUAACGGGCUUGGACGAUCGUGGCACAUUGUCCGCCAGUGAAGGCUCACUUAGGACAUUGGAGUGUGUGACCACACAUGGUGUGGACGGUCCCAUAGAGAUUCCAAACGCUGAGUACUCAUGGGAGUUUAUUCGUCUGGACGGAAAUCCUGUGGAUACUGCUAGCCUGAUGCAACCAAAUUUGGGGUCACUUGAAUUAGAAGGCAACAAAGUGGUCCUAAAGGGGUUGCGACAGACAAGUGCUAUCAAAGGUCGUUGCACCGUUCGAGUUACGGGCGAAGCAGUUGAGGACCAACCAGCUAGAGUGGAAGUCUAUCACUCACCAUACUUCCGAUUCGAUGUCACUGAUGACAGUGGACUUGGUGUUCGAGACUACACUUCACCCACUGUUCCAGCAACUGCGGAUGACGAGACCACAGGUGUGAUUGUAGAAGUCAGUGGAUUGGACGAAAAAGGCCACCUCACUGCUUCCCCUGGGGCCUCUGCUCAGUUGAAAUGUCGAGUCCUCAAUUCUACAACAAAGGAGGCGAUCGCGGAUCAGGCGGACUUUGACGUAAUCUACGGUUGGGAGUUUCAGCAAAUAGAUGGUCAAACUGCCGGGUCCGGACAAGUUGCUGGGAGAAUCCAGAUAGACUCGAGCAGCGGUCAGAUGCACGUCACCGACCUGCGAGCUCAGUCGGAAACCCAGCCAACGAAAUCACGUUGUGUGGUGGAACUGAUACCGAAAGAUCGGUCAGCCAUUCCAGUUGGGGACACUGUCAAGGGGACCCGCGUUGCCAGCCCGUUUUUCCUAAUCAACGUUCCACCCAAAGAACAAGCAGUACCAGACGAUGUAGAUGUUCCACAAAAUCGAUACGAACUCAAUUUUGAAGGUCUGGAUGAAUACGGAGCUUUAUACGCUGAACAAGGCAAGGAUAUCAAGCUAAAAUGCGUUAUUCGAGAUGUAGAAACCGAUACUUUAGUUGAAAGUCUCGGACCGGCUCAAGCUGUCGGUUGGCAACUUCCAGUGUACCCAAGUGGUUUCAUUGGAAAUCCGGGAGACAUCUUCAGAGAGACACGGAUUGAUCGCAAUGAGCUAACUCUUCAGGGCCUUCGUAGCGAUGCCAUCGAAGGACUCCGGGGACGGGCUUGGUUUUUUGAUGGUCUCACAUACUACUAUUCCGACUACUUCCCAAUAGUAACGCCAAAGACAGGUUCGGAUGGCCGAGUACGGGUUCAAGUCAAGGAGAUAGGAGCCGACGAUGAGCGCAAGUACAUUUGUGCUGCAUAUGAUGCAAAAACGGGACAGCGAUUAGAUAAUGUGUCAUAUGAAUGGGUGUUUACCACACCUUCUGGAGAACGAAUUUGGCCAGCAUUCUACUUUGACAUCGUCGACAGCCGAGGAGCCGAACUGACUUUGAGACCUCAUGGUAAACGUCUGUCAAUACCGGAAAAUCUGAAGGAUGAUGGACCGUUUGAAGGUCGCUGCAUAGUGCUCUACCAAAAAUUGGCAGGCAAUCUAACAGAACCCCAUCGAAUCAAUGUUUAUCAGUCCGAACCAUUUAUCCUAAUUGAUUCAAAGAGAGACUAUCCAACGCCGUUCAUUCCUCCAGAUCCCCUAAAUACAGAUGACCGGAAAAUCGCUGUCAAUGUGGAUGGUGUGGAACGCGGAUUGGUCACCGCGAAGGAAGGCGAUACAGUUACGCUGACAUGUCAGGCUGUUGAUGUGAAGACUCUUCUACCGGUUGAGGGUUUAUCGUACAGAUGGGAGAUACAAACCCGUGAUGGUUCCUCUGUGAGCACCACGGCAUUGGCUCAAAAGGCGGUGAUGGUCAACGGUCAAGAGGGCAACCAGUUAACAGUGAUUGAGAUAAACCUCAAAUCAGCUGGUCUGAGGGCCCGAUGUGUUGUGAAGAACGACACAGAAGAGGGAGCUCAGCCAGAGAGCCUGGGACUCCUGCCACCGGGCGCUGAAACCUCCUCCCGAUUCUUCGAGUUCCACGUUACACCCAAAACACCGGAAAGCAAGAGAUACGAAUACCAAGGCCCAGAGGAUUACCCAAUAGAAGGCGAUAGGCGAAAGUACACCGUUUUGAUUGACGGACUUGAUGACUCCGGUCGUUUGCUGGCAACGGAAGGUCAGGAUCAUACGCUGGACGUGAAGCUCAAAGACACAGUGAGUGGUGAGAUUAAGUCUAUUCGAGAUGACCCUGCGGUUACAAACGUUGGCAUUGAAACUCAGUUCGACAAUGGCCAGUCAGCUCCAUUCAGCCAACUGGCAGACAAGAUUUCAGUCCACGGGAGAGAUGGUGUGAUCAAACUGAAUGGGAUGCGUGGACCAACUGAGGGACCUCCAAUCAGGUUCCGUAUGGUUGUAGAGCGCGAAGAAAUGGUUGCCAAGCCGGACGGCAAAGGCGGAAUCGACUUGGAAAAGAAACGCGUGAGGUACGGAUCCGAUUUUGUGGAUGUGAUCCCACUGAAGCCAGGUGAACCCGAACCUCCAGUCAAACCUGCUGAAGACUUUCCAAUGAUCUACCCGGUUGUGGAUGGUUUGAACAAGUGUGGGAACCUACCGUUAAAGGAAGCUGGUACUGCAGUCUUGAUGUGCCGUCCUAAUGAUACACGGAUUGCCCUUGAUGAUCUGUAUUACGCAUGGGAAAUCAGACACAAACUGGGACAGCAGAUGCCUCCGGUCAACCUAGUUGCUAAACAAGUGAAACAGCAGGGCAAUCGACUCUAUCUGAACGAAAUGAAAGAGGUGAAAGUUCCGCUAGUUGGCCGCUGUUUGAUUUUAUCAACCAAGUACAAGAUUGCACAGUAUAGCAACAAACUUAUUGUGGAGCCCCAUGCCCCUGGCGAACCAGUCACUCCUGAAAAAGAAUACCCUGUGAGAAUCCGUAUCAAAGGCUUGGACGAACGAGGCCAAGUGAAUACAAUACCCGGAACAGACGUACAUCUAACAUGUACUGUUUUGGAUGAAAACACCAACGAACCAGUUGAAAAUGCCGAUAUCGGAUGGGAGUUCCUAUCAGACACGGGAGAAACACUGUCUUUUGCAAUGUUAGCGCGAAGCUACCAGGUCAGUGAUGACAGUGAACUGAAACUGAUGGAUCUGCUUCCCAACCGCAAUGCACUCGGAAGGUGUGUGGUCACCUUGGAAAAGCGUGUCACUCUGUCCUCGCCAUAUUUUCUAUUUAAUGUCGACGAUGCCAGCAUAGAGGUACCUGACCCAGUCAGUCCAAUCCAGUCAGAUAAACGCGUUCUUGUUGAGGUUGCGGGUCUCAACAAACAACAACAGAUAAAAGUGGAGCGAGUUGGGGAUGAAAGUACACUUCGUUGUCAAGCCAUUGUGGUUGCUACAAGUAGACCACUGCUUCCUGUGCAUGGUGUUCGCUAUGGCUGGGAAUGGCGAUACUUGGAUGAGGAUCCGGCAACCACUUCAAAAGUUGCAAUUAGUGUCCACACAAAUUCAGAACGACUUGAAGUGCGAGGUAUACAAGCUCCCCCGGGGACACAUGGACGCAAUGUCAAAGGGCGAUGCGUUGUUCACGUUCCAGCUAACCAAGUAGACGAUACUUUGCCAGAAAACAAAUAUCUUGUCUACGGCUCUGAAUACUUCACAGUCGAUGUGGUAAAGAAACCCACUACCCCGGUGCCAGACGUCAUACCCAUUCCGGGGAAACCAGAAGAUGGAAUUAUCGUCAAGGUGAUGAACCUGGACGAGAACGGGAAUCUUGUUGGAAAUGAACAUGAUAGCGUUGCUGUUAAAUGUGAGGUACAAAAUGCGACUACCAACCAACCCCUUGCAACUGAAGGAAAGCGAGCUGAAUACCGAGCAGUCUAUGGCUGGGAAUUUGCGGAUGUCACUGGACGUUCUAUAGAUUCAAGCUUAUUCGCGGACAGCAUAUUGGCUGACCCGCAUGGAAACUUGCGUCUAAGAGGACUAGCAGGACCAACACGCGGUGAACUUCCAUUCAAAAUACGUUGUGAUGCCGUAAUCAGCAAGCUUCCGACAGCACCUGGCGAACCAACAGGGCCAGCGAAGUCCUACAAAUCAGAAUUCUUUGCCUUGGCUGUUACCAGAGCUGAUGGAACAAGCACACUGGACGGAAAGGAGGAGGCAGACAUUAGUGGUCGGAGGAUCAUAGUUACGGUAGAUGGACUUCGUCCGGAUCGUACAUUAACCCUACUGCCUUGGCAAGAUGCAGAAUUGAGAUGUAUUGCUCAAGAUUCUAAGACGGGAACAACAGCUCAAGAUGUGACCUACGGUUGGGAGUUCCGUCGAGCUUCUGGUCGGGGAUUUAAUAUGGGAUUGUUGGCGACGAACGUGAAUCAGGAGAACGAUCGAUUAAAAUUGACCAAAGUGAAGCCACUUACUCAGAUGGAGGAUCCACCUCAAGGCCGCUGCGUAGUACAUCGCGGUCGUCAAGUAUACCAUUCUGACUACUUUGGAGUGAAAAUUGGGUUGACACCAAAGGGCGAAGAGAUUGAAGGUGACGGUCGUGUUCUGGUCAGUGUUGAUGGAGCGGAUCAAAAACUCAAAGUCGUCAAAGUGAAACCAGACAGCGAGGUGAAUCUGACGUGCGUAGCCACAGGUGUGGAGACUGGUGCUCCUGUUUCCAACGCUCAGUACAUCUGGGAUAUGCGCCUGGUCCCUGAAGAAAGCGCACCAGAAUUGAAAGGUACACUGGGACCAUUUAUCGAGUCGGUCCUUGAGCAACCCAACGGGCACGUCACACUGCGUAGUGCCAAAACGAUAUCCGGUAUUGACCAGGCCAGACUGCGUUGUCGUGUGCUAUACGACAAAACCUGGUACUCUUCGCCCUUCUAUCGACUCAUACCUGAUUCCCCGGAUCAGCCACCUUAUACACCUGACCCCGUUGUCUAUCCGAAGUAUCGCGUCGAAGUGGAGGGCCUAGAUGCAGACGGACGUUUGACGGGUAAAGUGGGUGAUUCUCCUGUCCUCAGAUGCCAUGCCUACGAUGCCGGCACAGGGACUGAAACUCAGACAGUUAAUUACUACUGGGACUUCAGUCGAACGGACGACGAAUCUGUGGCUUCGGUGGACUUGGUUACGGGGGCUCUUAGAUUUUCCGGUAAUGAGGUGCACCUAGAUGGCCUCGUGCCGAUUCCCGGGAACAUCCUAGGACGCUGUCUGGUCGUUGAUCCUGGGUUUGACAAAUGGGAUGCCUCCCCGUACUUUUCUAUCUAUGUUCCUGAACCCGUGGAAAUAGUUCCUGACAAGAAGCCUCGACCAGCCUGGCCGAUUGAGGCAAACGCAACGGACGAUCGGGUGACUGUCAGUGUGUCUGGUUUGGACGAUUCGGGUAAUCUGGUCGGAAAGGUGGGCGAGGACGCUUCACUGACUUGCAACGCAGUGGUCAAAGAAGGCGUUACAGCAACGGUGCUCUCAUACGGUUGGAAAUUUGAGGAUGAAAAUGGAAAACCCAUUACCACCUCUUACUUGGCGGAAACGGUCACCGAGUCUCCCAGCACCGGUACGCUGGAGCUGAAAAACCUGAAACCUUCGCAAACUGGUUUGACUGAGAAAAUGAAAGGUCGUUGUGUUGUUGAGACUGCAGUUACAACCAGAAAGAUUAGCGACGGGGAUCGCGAGACAAAGUCGAAGGAGAAAGUAGUUUUCAGUUCCAAAUUCUUUGGAGUUUCAGUCACCGAAGAUGGAACACCGGUGAUUAAACCCGGUGGUGAGGAUGCUCAAGGAAGCGGCAUUUUUGUGGAAGUAGAAGGUUUAGCGCAAGAUGGCAGUUUGCGGGCGGAAACUGGCGAUAAAGCACAACUACAAUGUGUUGCCAAAUAUACGGCCACUGGAAACAUCGUGCCUGAUGUGAACUACGUCUGGGAAAUUCGUGAUCAGGUUGGAGUUCUAGUACCAAUCGGCCGGGUGGCAGAACAGGUCAUGCGAAGACAAAACACUCUGGAAUUACGUCACCUCCGACCCACUGAUAAGCUCCCUCUACAAGAACAGCUAUUCGGACGAUGUGUUAUUUACCACUCAACAACUUUGCACAUGUAUACAUCUCCUUACUUCCAUCUGGACGUUCGUCGACCUGACUACAGUUCUCCGACAGGUCCUGAUGACCGCGUUGCAGUACAUGUCAAGGGAAUUACAGAAGGCGGAAUUCUUGUUGCGGAAGAGGGCGAAACAGUUACUUUGGAAUGUACAGCACUUGACAAAAAAGAGAAUCGUGUCCUCGAUUCGAAUGAAGCAAUCUACCAGUUUCAGUUUGCUGAGUCAGUCCCAGAUGGUGCAAAACUCUAUGGUGGUCACGUGGCCGACCACAUCGAACAGGACCUGCUAGCUGGAGGCGGGAUUAAAAUAACAAUGACAGGAAUCAGAAGCACUUGGGACGGAGCUCGGUGCGUGGUUGUCGUUCUUCCCAGUGAAGAGAGAAUGCAAGACGCUGCUCAUGAAUACAGUUCGGGCUAUUUCUACUCCGCUGUAAGAAAGCGUGGGGAACCUCCAGUUCAGCCCGGCGGAGUGAAAAAGGAUGCUGACGGAUUCACUCGCGAUCCUUUGGUUUUGGUGAAAGUGGAAGGAGCACGUCCAAAUCACACUAUCGCUGCUACGGUCGGGGAGAGUUUGGAAUUACGUGGAUAUGCAAUCGAUGUUCCUACUGGAAAACCGAUCGAAGGAAUGCACUACUCUUGGGAGCUUCGAACUUUGGACAAUCUCCCCUUGUCCAGUAACCAGCUGUCAGAUAGUAUGGCUACUGGUGUAUCGUUUGGAGAUGAUGGACAAUCAUUGCGCAUUAAGAGCUAUCGCCCCACUGCAGAAGGUGUCAAAGUACGUCUGAUCGCUACAGCAUCGGACAAGUUGAAGGACCAGACAAAACAUGGAAAUAAGUACGCAUCGCCUUUCUACACAUUCGAAACGAUUGAGUCCGAUAAAAUGAUUCCACCGAAGCCGGCCAGAACCAAAUACGAUCCGGAACAGAUGCAGGUUUUCGUGGAAGGAUUGAACCCGGAUGGAACGUUGUCUAGAAUGGAGGGAGAAAGUGUCAAUUUGUCUGCCAGAGUUCUGGACAAACAAACGGAUGAAAUCAUCACGGAUGACUUCGAUCUGGGCUGGAGUGCUGGUACUGGCCCAGACGGAAGACCGAUCCCACUAAAUCAGCUAGCAGAUUCUGUGACCAUCGAAAAUGGUGAGCUGACGUUGGAUGGAUUACACAAAACGCCACACAGAUCUGGAGGACUUCGGGCGAUGAGUACAUUGCGACUGGGACCCGAUCAGUUGCUUAACCCUGAGAAGUACCCUGAUGGUGUAGCUACAGUCAAUUCAGAUGUGUUUGUCAUCCACGUAAAGUCACCUGACGAUAUUCCCACAGAUAUACCGGAUAAGAAAGAAGAUCCCCCGUUUAUCAACUGGAUUCCUGGACCAGAUCCAAAGGACGCAGUUAUUGUGAAGGUUUCACACUUGGACGAACGCGGUUCUGUUCGCAGUAGACCUGGAGAACAAAUCUCUCUAACUUGUGCAGCGUAUGACGCUGUCACCUUGCAGAAAAUCGUUCCAAGUUCCGAACUGACGCCCAUAUUCUCGUGGGAACUUCGAAAUGGGUCCGGUGGUCAGUUGUUAGAUUACGGCUACCUUGCCAGCGGCCGGGUCAUCGUAACUCAACCAGGUGCCGUAGCUAGUGACGAGGAUGUCAGUCGAUUGACGUUGUACAACCUUCGCCAAAUACAGGACGUGGAUACGAAUGCUGUGGGUCGUUGUGUUGUACGAUUACGUCAACAAGUCUACCAUUCUAACUACUUCCCAAUCUACGUAGACAGCGGCAAGCGAAUUGAGGAACGUCAAGACGGUAUGGUGGAGGUAAUUGUGCACGGGUUGGACGACGACGGGAAGCAUACUGUUAAAGAAAAUUCUGAUGUCACCCUGAACUGCGAAGCACAAAAUGGAACAGGACAAUUGCUGCGUGACGAUAAUGUCAGAUACGGUUGGCAACUGGCCAACCCUGUCACAGAAGACUUGAAAACCCCAGCGGUAGAAAAAGGUCGCUUCUCUGGUCCGAAAUUGGAGCUGACUCAAAUCAGCAUACCCGAGGCACAAGGUGACCGAUUGAUACUGUGGGGUUGGUGUGUGGUUGACGUUGUUCCAACGGAUCCGGAACAGGAAGGAACUAUCAAACAUUAUCGUUCCAAACCAUUCCAACUAAUUGUCGAUUCGAAAGAACGUGAUCCAGAAAUGAAACCCCAUGAAGUUCAAAUACCUGAUGAGUUUUAUAUAAAAAUCAGCGGAAUAGAGGAGGAUGGCAUAUUGAAGGCCACUGAAGGUAGUGAUGUUUCAUUGAGCUGCUUGGCAGUCGAAACUAGCUCAGGAAUGGUACACAAAUCCGAUCGGCUUGUUUAUGGCUGGGAAUGGCGUAAUCUAGACGGCGGACUUGCAGACGCCAGCAGACUUGGUCGAAGCAUAAAGUCACGUGACAACGAACUCUUGAUCACAUCGGUUAAACCCACCGACACAAUCAAGGGUCGGUGUGUUGUGACGGACCGACAACCUUUUGGAGAUACGACCGAUGAAGAGAAAUCAAAAAUGGCUCCACGGAAGUACAUGUCGGAAUUUUUCUUUGUCAACUUUGAUGCAUCUGAUCCGGAAAAAGAGAAGGUUGUAGACAAAUUCAGACCAACAGAUGCUUCUGAUGAUGCGGUAAUUAUCCGUGUGGAUCCGAGUACUGAUUCGAAGAUCAACUUGGAAGCUGGCUCUACUAUUACGCUGAAGAUCUCCGCUGAAGAGAAAGAUGGAACACCGGUUCAGCCAACCGAAUUUGGUUACGAGUUAGUGGAUAUUUCUGGAAGAAUUACGGAAACCGGAGCACUAGCAAGGUCUGCUGAGUUCGAUUCACAGUCGGGCCAGCUCACACUAACUGACAUUCAGUAUCCAACGGAACCUCUGAAGAUGCGUUUCCAUGCUCAGAUCCCACAGAAGGCCCCAACGGAUGAUGAGGAGCCUUCUGGUCCACUCAUUUAUCGCUCUCCCUACCACGAGAUUAUCGUAGAAACCAAGCCUGGUGAUUCCAGACCUCCGUGGACCGACCGUGAAGUUCCUGUUUUUGACGUGUCGGGAACAAAGUACAUGGUCAAAGUGGCUGGAUUGGACGAAAAUGGGAACGCAGCUGCGGGUCCUAACGAAAAUCUUCAGCUCAUUUGCUCGGUCUAUGAACAAAUGGAUGAAGUAGAGUUGAAACCACAAGCCUAUAGUUGGCAAUUUUUGGACGGGGAAGGCUACCCAGUAAACCUCGGUAAUCUGGCCUCACAAGUUGAGGUGGAAGCGGGACGAAACUUGAAGCUGACCGGAUAUCGCAAAGAGGCUGAAGAACUUGGGAUUUCUGGACGUUGUGCCGUCACGAUUUCCGUUCCUGUCCCGGUCACCGCGACACCAACACUGGAACUUCCACCCACACAGAGCUACACAUCCCCCUACUUCAGAUUUGUCAAGAAGAAAGGUGAACCGACACCCCCUGGUGUUGAGGUGACCGAGGAAAUGGUCCUCACGCCAUCGCCUGAAGAGCCGGAAACGACACCUGCUCCUGAAGAGGUGACUGAAAUUCCAGCUGAACCCAUAGGAUUCCUACUAAAAGUGGAUUCAUCGGCGAAUCCAAUAUAUGAUAUUGGUGGCGACAAUCACACCAUAUUGGCUCGAGUUCAACGCCCAUUCGAGUUAAAUUGCAGAGCUGUGUUCACUUCCGGUGGGGAUCGGACCAGCACUGGCGAACAGCUUCCCCGAUUAGUCUGGUACUAUCGCCAGCCAGAAAUCCCUGGGGAUGUGCCGAUACCAUCUCAGGUGUUCCCUGUUAUGCCACCUCGAAUGGAAACACUGGUUAUCACCGCCCAAGAGAACCACAAAAUAAGCAUACAUUCGGACGCAUAUUCGUUCCGUGACGAUGUCGCUGAGUUCCACUGCAAUGCGUACAUGGAAUCCGGUGACGUGGUAGCCCAGAAGAUUGUGUUCGUUCAGAAAGUGGCGGAGAAAUUCAACGUCCGCAUUUUCGACGAAGAAUCACGUGGUCGGGUCUAUGCAUUUGUUGGCGAGUCUAAGACAUUAACGUGUUACGUCGACGAAAUUUCCACCGGCGAACGCGUGGAGCCUGAAAGUUACCAGUGGGAGGUGAGUACUGGGGAUGCGAACAAUGAGUGGAUCAGGGGUGACCAUCCUCGCCAACCAGCCUCGGCUAUAAGUGGAUGGAAGAGUAAACAGCUGGUUCUGGAUUCACUUGUCUUACCGAAGACAGCGACACCAACUGAGGCGAGCUUCGAAUUUCGAUGCAUUGUGAACCAUAACGCAACAUUCGACACUGCUUCCCGACCGUUUGUUAUGAACCUUCGCAAUAAACCGGUCAUAGAAUCCAUUCAGAUAGAUCGUGAGAAGCCCACAGAGGCUGUGCUAGCUGCCGUUGGAGUGCCAAUGGACGAGUACGACGCUGCUGAGGACUAUCAGCUCAGCUGCAAACCAAAGGUCAUUGGUGCAGAAGCUUCAGCGACAUGGCAAAAGUGUGCAGAUAGCCAAUGCGACGAAGCUGAGGAUCUACACCCUAUUGGCGACAAAUUAUUCUUUUUUGCAAAUUCGACACGUUACAUUGACGAAGGAUUCUUCCGCUGCCUGGUUGGCCUACAACUGAAGGAAUACAAUUUCAGACUUACGGAAUCCAGGAUCGUUCAGAUCAAACGGAAAUCCCCUCCGGCCAUAUAUAAUGGUGAUGCCAUUACCUAUACAACCAACGAUGAGAUGUCUCUGCAGUGCACAGACGAGUCAUCCUCACCUGAAUCCACGGUCAAAUGGACAUUUGAACCCUCAGGAAAAGUGCCAGAGGAACGCAAAGAUCCCAUUUUACUCGGAAAGACCUAUGAAUAUGGAAGAAUAUACAUAUUCGCAAUCGCAAGAGGUCAGUUGAUGACAGAACAUUCGGGUAAAUACACGUGCACAGCCACAAAUCCAUUUGGCUCGUCAAGUGGGACGAUUGAUGUGACAGUCACGGAAGAUCUUCAUCGAAAUUCCAACCAUUACAGAAUUCGUCGGUUAGUCGGCAUAUGACCGGAGGCAGAUCAAUUCUGAAUGAACUUAUUUAUUCAAAACUUUAACAAAUUUUCUUUUAGCGCCUAUUGCUUUGUACACCCUUUUCUUUUCGCAUUAAUUAGCAUUAUAGAAGUAUUAUCUAUGAACCAAAUAAAUAACGUUAUAUGUUUACCACG
This is a messenger RNA of Opisthorchis viverrini, 20472 nucleotides long. RefSeq lists its product as hypothetical. Bases 32 to 20314 code for a protein of 6760 amino acids. The record is from RefSeq and is a predicted model, not a curated record. The transcript is spliced from 98 exons. NCBI's taxonomy places the organism in Eukaryota, Metazoa, Platyhelminthes, Trematoda, Opisthorchiida, Opisthorchiidae. Gene Ontology annotation, molecular function: protein binding.